CCUCCCCUCCCCAACCCCAGAGCUCUCCACGCCAUGGCCGCCGCCGCCCUCGGCUCCACCUCCACCCAUGACUACCUCCUCCUCCUCCUCCACCCGGUCUCCGCCACCUUCGUCUCCCCGCUCCUCGCCGCCCUCCUCGUCGUCGCCUCGCUGCUGUGGCUCUUCCCCGGUGGCCCCGCGUGGGCGCUCUCCCGCUGCCGCCGUCCCCCGCCCGGCGCGCCUGGCGCGCUCGCCGCGCUCGCCGGCCCCGCGGCGCACCGCGCGCUCGCGGCCCUGUCGAGGUCCGUGCCUGGCGGCGCCGCGCUGGCGUCCUUCUCCGUCGGCCUCACGCGGUUCGUGGUGGCCAGCCGGCCCGACACAGCGCGGGAGCUCCUCGCCAGCGCGGCGUUCGCCGACCGCCCCGUGAAGGACGCCGCGAGGGGAAUGCUCUUCCACCGCGCCAUGGGGUUCGCGCCGUCCGGCGACUACUGGCGCGCGCUCCGCCGCGUCAGCGCCAACCACCUCUUUACCCCGCGCCGGGUCUCCGCUUCGGCUCCGCGACGCAUGGCCAUCGGAGAGCGGAUGCUGGAGCGCCUCUCCGCGGUCGCCGCCGCCGACGGCGAGGUCGGCAUGAGGCGCGUGCUCCACGUGGCGUCCCUGGACCACGUCAUGGACACCGUCUUCGGGACGCGCUACGACGCCGCCAGCCAGGAUGGCGCCGAGCUCGAGGCCAUGGUGAAGGAAGGGUACGACCUCCUCGGAAUGUUCAACUGGGGAGACCACCUGCCGCUGCUCAAAUGGCUCGACCUGCAAGGCGUGAGGAGGAGGUGCACGACACUGGUGCAAAGAGUCGACGUGUUUGUCCGAAGCAUCAUCGACGAGCACAGGCACAGGAAGCGCAGCACCGGCGCCAAUGGCGGUGCCGAUGAGCUGCCCGGAGACUUCGUCGACGUACUGCUCGGACUGCAGGGGGAGGAGAAGCUGUCGGAGUCCGACAUGGUCGCCGUCCUUUGGGAGAUGAUCUUUCGAGGGACAGACACGGUGGCGAUCCUGCUGGAAUGGAUCAUGGCGAGGAUGGUGCUGCACCCGGACGUCCAGGCGAAGGCGCAGGCGGAGCUCGACGCCGUCGUCGGCCGCGGGCGCGCCGUCUCGGACACCGACGUCGCCAACCUCCGCUACCUCCAGCACAUCGUCAAGGAGACGCUCCGCAUGCACCCGCCGGGCCCGCUCCUCUCGUGGGCGCGCCUCGCCGUGCACGACGCGCACGUCGGCGGCCACCUGGUCCCCGCGGGCACCACGGCCAUGGUCAACAUGUGGGCCAUCGCGCACGACCCGGAGCUCUGGCCGGAGCCGGACGCGUUCCGGCCGGAGCGGUUCGAGGAGGACGACGUCGGCGUGCUCGGCGGCGACCUCCGGCUGGCGCCGUUCGGGGCCGGCCGGCGCGUCUGCCCGGGCAAGACGCUCGCGCUCGCCACCGUCCACCUCUGGCUCGCGCAGCUGCUGCACCGCUUCGAGUGGGCACCGGCGGUCGCCGGCGGCGGCGUCGACUUGUCGGAGCGGCUGAACAUGUCGCUGGAGAUGGAGACGCCUCUGGUGUGCAAGGCAAAACCUAGGUGGUGAAGUGAAUGAUCAGCUGCACUUGGUCUCUGCCUAGGGCUACAUGGAUUAUCUUAUCACCUUUUGCUUGAUUUGGUUUCAACGAUUUGUACAUUUUUCAUAUGCUUGCUCUACUACAAUAUGGUAGUAUUAUGUUAUGCCCAGAUCAUUAAGCUUGACCUAUAUAUGUGGAUUAAGGCCAUUAUGCAUGCAUCAAC
Oryza brachyantha (malo sina) is the source of this 1793-nucleotide messenger RNA. Its product is annotated as cytochrome P450 78A5-like. Lineage: Eukaryota; Viridiplantae; Streptophyta; Magnoliopsida; Poales; Poaceae. The record is from RefSeq and is a predicted model, not a curated record. The transcript is spliced from 2 exons. Gene Ontology annotation, molecular function: monooxygenase activity; heme binding; oxidoreductase activity, acting on paired donors, with incorporation or reduction of molecular oxygen. Bases 34 to 1599 code for a protein of 521 amino acids.